AUGGAGGCAUCUGACAAAUCAAGGCAGAGAAGAGAAACCCCAUCCUUGUUGAGCUCCUACCGGUGGCAGACGGUCCCCCAGAAUGGGGAGAAGGAGCCACAGUUUGCUCCAAGUCCCGCAUCGGGGCACAGAGGCAAACAGCAGAGAUGGAGGCGAGCGCAAAGCCAGACGGAGAGCGAGCUUUCUGAGCCUGGCACUGAGCAGAAAGCCCCUGCUGCAGACCCCUGGGACAGCCGGGCUGCAGCUGCCAAGAGGUCUGUCUUCCAGAGGGCUUUCUCUACCCCUGCCAAGAUGCCCAAGGCCCACGAGGGGGGCAGUAAGCUGAGCCUACGGAAGUAUUUGCGCUCCAUGUCCCACUGGAAGAACCAGGAAGCUCCACCCCGACCAGACAGGGAAAUGAAGGAAGCAAGCAAAGGGGUGGAUUCUGCCGUGCCGCUGACUCCGUCCGCUCUGGUGACCGCUCCUGAUGCUCCCCUCUGGGAUGUGGCCGGUGUGUCUCUGCUGGAUCGACAGUUGGUGCUCCUGAGCAGAGAUGAGGAGAGUCUGCUCCAGAGCCGGAAACGAACCAGCAGUUCUAUUUCAGAGACAAGUUCUGUGUACCCAGUUCUGUGUGGCCAGAUGAAUUAUGAAAUGUCCACUGAUGGAAGCGGCUUCCUUGACUUGCAGGCGCCUGACAGAAGACCUCCUCAGGAGGCGUCCUCUGGGCCACAGCUCAGCAGCGUGAAGGGCCUGCUGUGGAGGCGUCUCAGAGACCGGAAAGAGCGGAUUCAAGGCAAGACGGGCUCCUCAGCAGGACUUGCUGCCAAUGGUCACAGGGAGGUCCUGCCUCGCCCGGAGCUCCUGCUGGACUUCAGCAGUGAGAAGGAUGUCUUGAUCCGCCCGCUUCACAGCAGCCUUCUAGGGAAGCAGUACUGCUUUGAGGUGCUGAGUGCCGGGGGACGGCGCCGCUUCGCAUGUGCCUCUGCCGUCGAGAGGACCCGCUGGGUGGAGGACUUGCGCAGAGCGGUCCAGCCCAGUAAGGACAACUGUGAGCGGGUGGAACACAUGCUGAGCCUUUGGGUGUACGAGGCCCGGGACUUGGCUGCCAGGAAGCACUACUUCUGUGAGCUGCACCUGGACAGGGCCCUGUAUGCUCGCACCACCACCAAGCAAACCAGCCCCACCGGAGCUGUCUUCUGGGGCGAGCACUUUGACCUGAGGUCUCUGCCGCCGGCUCUGGAGCUGCAAGUCUGCCUGGUGCAGGAGGAGGAUGGGCAGAGGCACAAGGGCAGCACCAUCGCCAGCGUGGCCCUUCCCCUCAGUGACCUAGCUGCCGUGCGCCAGCCGCUGGAGAAAUGGUACCCCAUGGGCAGGGGCAAGCCCAGCCCGCCCGCACUCCGCCUUCGAGGACGCUACUGCAGCAUCCACGUUCUGCCCAUAGUGCAAUACAAGGAGUUUGCCGAGUAUCUCACCUUCCACUAUCGGGAGCUGUGUGCUGUGCUGGAGCACUCCCUCAGUGCCAGGGACAAGGAGGAGCUGGCGGGGGCCCUGGUGCGCAUUCUGCAGAGCACCGGCAAAGCCAAGGCCUUUCUCAUUGAUUUGGGCAUCGCAGAACUAGAUCGUUUUGAUGAACGGGAAGCGCUGAUCUUCCGCGAGAACACGCUCGCCACCAAGGCCAUCGACGAAUACAUGAAGGUGUUGGGAGGGCCGUACCUGCUGGCCACACUGAGUGAUGUUGUGGCCCACUUGUACUCUUUGAAGAAUAGCUGUGAGGUGGACCCCAGCAGGUGCGCCCUCAGUGAGCUGCCAGACAACUGCAGCAACCUGCAGCGCAUCUGUGAAGAGGUCUUCCAGAGGAUUGACCGGUCCAGCCAUUCUUUUCCAGCAGAGCUUAAUGAGGUGUUCACAGCCUGGCAGGAGGAAUGCGAGGUGCGGGGCAAGCCUGGCAUUGGCCAGCGGCUCAUCGCGGCCUCCCUCUUCCUACGCUUCCUGUGCCCCGCCAUCAUGUCGCCCAGCCUCUUCGGCCUCACUCAGGAAUACCCAGACGAUGCUGCUUCCCGCACCCUCAUUCUGGUGGCCAAAGUUAUGCAGAACCUGGCAAACUUCACCAUGUUUGGGGAGAAGGAGGCCUACAUGAGCUUCAUGAAUGAAUUCCUGGAGCGCAACUCGGAUGCCAUGAUGGCAUUCUUCAAUCGGGUCUCAAGUCCUGGCAACACCAUCCCCUUUACAGACUACGGGGACUCCAUUGACCUCGCCCUGGAGUUGUCCAUCCUUCAUUCCCUCCUCUGCAACAUUUUCUCCAGCCUAGAUGAGCGGACCCAGGAGAGACUGGAGCCCCUGCCCACCAUUCUGCACGCCAUUGAGAAGGGAACGCCGGUGCCCGUGUGUGUUCGGCUUGGCCCCAGCACGGACCAAAGAGGGACAGAAAACCAGAAGCCGGGAUUUGUUCCGCCUCGGGAACUGGGCAAACCCAACCCUCUGAUCAAGAGCCACUCCAUGAGCAACAUCCAGAAGGUCCAAGGCAAGGAGGAGCUGCUGGCCCCUUUGCCCCGAGCCAAGGCGAGCAAAGUGCAGCGCACCCAGAGCGUCCCCACCCAGAGCAAGGCUGCCCGGCACGCCCGCAAGCAAGGCAGCGUGGAGCACAGGGCCAAGGGCCGGGAUGGUGGCCCCUGGCCUGGCACUUCCCACCCCUGUGGCGGCAGCAGCCAGGCCUCCCGGGAGCAUUCAAGGGGACCCCUGACUGGAUCCCUGCCCCGGAAGCCCACGGUUCCCUGGCUGCGACACUCAGAAGAGGAGGCGGCGGCAACACAAGGCGGCUUUUUUGUGGCGCAGCCCCUGGAACAGUACAGGAGGCAGGUGGAAGAGAUACAGAGGGAGCUGACCUCAGCCAAGGAGAAGCAGCGGCUUUGUGAGGAGCACAUGGGGAGGCUGACUGCCCAGAACCUAAGGCUCGUGGAAGAGCAGGCCAGGAUCCAGGAGCAAGGAGAGACACUCUGCAAGAGGCUGGAAGACACGGAGAGCUUCUUUGCACAGCUCAAUAGCAGGCUGUCAGCUGUGGAGGGCGGCUGGAAGAAGGACCAGGAGAAGCUGCGAGGCACGGAAGAGAGGGCCAAAGACCUGGAGCACCGCUUGUCCCGAAUGGAGAAGGACCAUGACCAGCUUCUCCAUGCUGUCAGCCAGAUGUUGGGAUAUCAAGGAAAGCAACCAAAUUCACUGCAGCGACCUCUCUCAGGGCCAGUGUGGGUGAACAGGACUGCAAAUGGGAAUGAGACCUAA
Euleptes europaea (tarantolino) is the source of this 3255-nucleotide messenger RNA. It is a transcript of the gene RASAL3, whose product is annotated as RAS protein activator like 3. The transcript has 18 exons. The record is from RefSeq and is a predicted model, not a curated record. NCBI's taxonomy places the organism in Eukaryota, Metazoa, Chordata, Lepidosauria, Squamata, Sphaerodactylidae. Bases 1 to 3255 code for a protein of 1084 amino acids. Gene Ontology annotation, biological process: regulation of GTPase activity.